AAACUUUCAGCUUUUAUACAAUAACGAAGUUCUGGCACGCGCUGGUUCUUAGUAUAAAACCGGUUGCCUUUGUGUAUUAAUUACUUAGAUUAGGUUAGGAUACCUAAUCAAAGAUUUUUCGUGGAUUCAAAGAUCACAAUGUUCAACACAUUUCUAGUGUUACCCGUUGUCAUUUUACGUUUGACAGCAGCUGUUUUGUGAUUUUUUAGCACAGCUCUUUGCUAUUGAUCUGUGGUGGUGACCAUGCCUUGAGUUGUUAGCUAAAAAUUGUAAUAAAAGCUAAGUAAGGAAAAUUAAAAUUUUCAAAAUCUUAGAAAUGCGUUGCUGUGUGCCCUUCUGCAAAACCACUGCGGAGGUCGUCUCCGAAUCCGAGGAGAUUACAUUUCACGAGUUCCCCAGCGAAGUGCAUCUCCGAGCUGCUUGGCUCAGAGCCCUCGGCAAACAAGACACUCUCCUGCCAGAGCGUGCUGUGGUCUGCUCGCAGCAUUUUCUAAACGAUGACAUUUAUGAAACAGAAAGUGGCUCAAGGCGGAUUCGUACUGGUGCUGUCCCCUCACCAGUGCUGGUCUGCAUGAUAUGCCUGGACACUCGCAGCAAGCUGUUUCUGAUGAGUAAAUACAAGCUGGAAGAAGCAUAUGAACAUUUAGUGGGACAUCCUUUGUGUGGUCAAGGAAAGCUCCAACCAACGCUUUGUGUGCAAUGUGCCCAGAGACUGGUGAACUUUAGCACAUUCAGAGACAAGAGCUUGAGAGCGCGCUCCCUGAUGAUGGAGCUACUUGACAGACAUGAAGUGAUAACAAUACGACACGUCAAAUUGAUAAGCCGUGUAAAGUACCAACUACAGUCUGACAUUGUCUCGGCAGUGUCAGAGCCUGACUACUGCGAUGUGUACAUAGCACACUCCGACGCGGACGGACGGACAGAACUAGACGCGACUGCGACUGCCGCAACUGAUGAAGCAGUUGCAGUGAAACGGGAACUUGAAGACCGUGAAGAUGAUGAAGACGAGCUAGCCGCGGCCGAAACACAGGCUCCCACCGCGCACAUUAUUCAAAAGCGAGAUUCGUCGGGAGACUGCGAUCAAGCUUUGGUCGCUUCUUCGGUUCUCGCGACCAAUCACGGAAACGAAGAACAUCCAACUGAUACAGACGACGAGUUGGGUAUAUUGUCUUUCGAAAAUAAUACAAAUACUUUUGAAUAUUCAACGAAACCUCAGGACUCCGAACUAAAACCAAAGGAAACCUUUACAAAAAUAAGUGAUAAUAUCAAUAUUCGAACGACGAGGCGAAACGAACACAAUUCUCAGGAUAUAUCCGGUACACAGUUAGGAAACUAUAGUGACCAGAUACAGUAUAUCUGUGACGUUUGCCAAAAGAUAUUUCAACGGAAAAGUUCCUUAGUUACCCACAUUAGGGCGCACACUUACGCAAACACUUUCUCAUGUAAGUUAAGAAAGCGCAAAUUCAGUCAGAACAGUACUUCAUCGAGCCCCAGGAGGACUCACACUGGCGAGAAGCCUUUUGUUUGUAAGUUGUGCGAUUAUAAAUGUUCAGUUAACAGUAGUUUAGUGAGUCACAUGAGAACUCACACUGGCGAAAAGCCUUUUGUUUGUAAACUGUGCGAUUAUAAAUGUACAAUUAACAGCAGUUUAGUGAAACACAUGAGAACUCACACUGGCGAAAAGCCUUUCGCUUGUAAGUUCUGUAAAUAUAAAUGCACAGAAAGUGGUAGUUUAGUGAAACACAUGAGAACUCACACUGGCGAAAAGCCUUUUGUCUGUAAGUUGUGCGAUUAUAAAUGUACAGUUAACAGUAGUUUAGUGAUUCACAUGAGGACCCACAAUGGCGAAAAACCUUUUGUUUGUAAGUUGUGCGAUUAUAAAUGUACAAUUAACAGUAGUUUAGUGAGUCACAUGAGGACUCACACCGGCGAAAAACCUUUUGUUUGUAAGUUGUGCGAUUAUAAAUGUACAGUUAACAGUAGUUUAGUGAGUCACAUGAGGACUCACACCGGCGAAAAACCUUUUGUUUGUAAGUUGUGCGAUUAUAAAUGUACAGUUAACAGUAAUUUAGUAAGUCACAUGAGGAGACACACUAGCGAAAAGCCUUUUGUUUGUAUACUAUGUGAUUAUAAAUUUACAAUUAAGAGUCAUUUAGUGAGUCACAUGAGGACUCACACUGGCGAAAAGCCUUUUGUUUGUAAGUUGUGCGAUUAUAAAUGUACAGUUAACAGUAGUUUAGUGAGUCACAUGAGGACUCACACUGGCGAAAAGCCUUUCGCUUGUAAGUUUUGUAAAUAUAAAUGCACAGAAAGUGGUACUUUAGUGAAACACAUGAGGACU
Messenger RNA from Maniola jurtina (meadow brown), 2341 nucleotides. Its product is annotated as zinc finger protein 2 homolog. The annotation marks the transcript as partial. The transcript has 7 exons. The record is from RefSeq and is a predicted model, not a curated record. NCBI's taxonomy places the organism in Eukaryota, Metazoa, Arthropoda, Insecta, Lepidoptera, Nymphalidae. Gene Ontology annotation, biological process: regulation of transcription by RNA polymerase II. Gene Ontology annotation, molecular function: DNA-binding transcription factor activity; RNA polymerase II cis-regulatory region sequence-specific DNA binding.